Theileria parva strain Muguga is the source of this 1011-nucleotide messenger RNA. RefSeq names its product SVSP family protein. Lineage: Eukaryota; Apicomplexa; Aconoidasida; Piroplasmida; Theileriidae. The record is from RefSeq and is a predicted model, not a curated record. The transcript has a single exon. The coding region runs from base 1 to 1011 and encodes 336 amino acids.
AUGGAUCGAUUUAUAUCAUAUGAAUGUUUAUUUAUACUAAUAAUUAUUGGAUAUGUGAGAUGUAGUGAUAAAUAUCCUCAACCACCUGAAACAAUACCUCAACCACAAUCCGGGAAUUUAGUUCCUGUAUCUGAUAAUCAACAAACACAAACUUAUCAAACACAAACAAUAGUUUACUAUGGGCACCCUGAAACUACUCAAAAUUUCCCAUUUCCUCAACCAAUAAAUCAACCAUAUGUCCCUCAAUUUCCAACUCAAACUUAUCAAACACAACCAAUUAACUACUAUGAUCACCCUCAACCAAUAAAUCAACCAUAUGUCCCUCAAUUUCAACCUACGCCACAGACAGCACCAGUACAAUACUAUGUACCUACAAUAAUACCACCUGUACCAGUACAACACUAUGAAUUGUCACCUCAUCCAAUGACUCAACAACCAGUAUUGGUACAACCGUAUCAACUAUAUGUACCAGCUCAAAUCACUCCUCAACCUCAGCCUAUUCAACAAAUACCUCUACAGCAUAGACCUUAUCAACACACAGCUCAUCAUCAAUUUAGACCUCAAUAUCGUGGUCCUAGAGGGCCAUUUAGACAAGAAUAUCAUGGACCAAGAUAUCCUAGAUAUAGACCUCCAUAUUAUCAACCUAUUAGAUAUGGUCCUCCUGUGUAUUCUUAUCAACAAUCAGAUGAUUAUCAAAUCGUACAACCUGUUAACAAUUAUGGAACUCCUCCUAUUGCAGAACAAAGUGAAACAACCGAUAAGGUUAAAGAGUUGCAACCUGAACUUGUCAAACUUGAACUCGGAUCAGAUAGUGAAGAUGAAUAUUAUCAAACUACCAAGGGACCAGAAGGGAUUGAUAAACUAUCUGUAGAACAACCAUCUCAAAAUUCUGAUCAGCCAUCCGAACCAAGUGAUACAUAUAAGGAAUUAGAACCUAAACAUAUCCCAGUCGAAGUAAAAUCCGAUGAUGAGGAAAGCAUAUCUGAGCCAAAAAAACAUGUAAAGAAAUAA